GAAACAACGCGCUCGGUUGUGUCUCGCCGCCUUAUUCAGGUUAUACAAAUACAUGUACGUAGAGCAAUUCGCGAAUACGAGUAUGCACUUCGUUGCCAGCGCAAAGUACCUUAUCCGUGACGUAGUUGUGUGAUCUUUGACACGAAAUUUACAGUAAGAACGUCGGAUUUUGAUUACAAUUGAACAGUAUUAUUCACGCAAGCAAACUGUAAAGAACUCUCUCAAGGUAUUUGCCGCUCGGAGAUUGUAACCGUGGGCAACCCAUCAACAAGAACAUCGAGAAACCAAAGCAAAGCAAAAUAUUGUUUACAAUUUGUUCAAUGAAAUUUGCAAUUUAUUGCAAGAAUUUUGUGUUAUUUAAAUUUGUGUCGGUCUAACUGCUAAAACGUGUUCGCCAGUCUAUUUUUAAACAUAUUCGAAGCGAAAAUAUAAAAUGUCUGGUUUAAAAUUCCUGGUGGUGGUUCCAACAAACCCUGAGGCCGAUGCAGACAGGAUGACGAAAUUUCUGAUACAUGGAAGCUUGCUUCAGGAGCCCCAGCAAUUCUCCAUUAAUUUUGUGAACAGUCCCAGUUGCACGGACAAUAUAACAUAUCAUUUCAAAGUCAAGAUUCCCGAGCAAAUGAUUGUCGAGAAUUACAAGAGCGACGGCGAGUGGAGCGCAUCGCAUCAAGAGAAAUAUUUGAAUAUAUUCGAUGGUAAUACCGAUAAAAAAAUAUCAGAUACCCCUAGUAUUAAAAACGGUAUUGAUGCCGUACUUAACUAUUCGUCCACAGAAACGGCGUUUUCACUUAUGUUUCAAUUAGACCGCGCUAAUUCAACCAUUGACGUAUAUCAAGUGCGGGGAAAUGGUCACAACUUUGUUACCAAAUAUGAGACCCUGUUUUCCCUUUCAGAGAUUCAGUCGAUUCAAGUAUGGGGUGAUGUCAAGAAAAUUAACCAGUUCUCCCUGAGUUACGAUUGAUUGGAUAUACAAAAAUCAGUUUUAAGAUUGUUUUGCAUACGUUUUCCCGAGAAACGUGCUUAAAUUGCAUCGCUGCUAUACUAAGUAUACAUGUUAAUGCAUUCGAUAUAAUUCUAGGAAAAGAAAAUAAUAAAAGGAUAGCAACAAACUGUUUUUCUUCUCGACCACUUUAUAGUUGCCUCACGAAACUUUGGAUAAACAUUGGGGCCUGCCUGCCAUCUGUUGUACAUCGUAACAAACUGAGCACUCGAAACAAAUAAAUGUACAAUUCUAUAAAUUA
Molecule: messenger RNA, 1241 nt
Organism: Drosophila innubila
Lineage: Eukaryota; Metazoa; Arthropoda; Insecta; Diptera; Drosophilidae
Exons: 3
Coding region: 434-961 (175 amino acids)
Molecular function (GO): galactoside binding; carbohydrate binding
Source: RefSeq, a predicted model, not a curated record